Caenorhabditis auriculariae is the source of this 6103-nucleotide messenger RNA. The record is from the annotation of a GenBank genome assembly. NCBI's taxonomy places the organism in Eukaryota, Metazoa, Nematoda, Chromadorea, Rhabditida, Rhabditidae.
AUGAUUCUGAACUUCGCGAAAGUUUCUUCGAACAAGGCAUAAGAGCUCAAAAAUCGGUCAUUGAAAAGUUUUGGGAUAACGAAUGGAAAGAAAAAGAUCGGACCGCGUUAAUGAUAAAUACAAUAUAAAAUGCUUGAGUCUUGUGAUUUUUUGAAGCUUUCCUGAAAAAACAUUGACUCGUUUCGUUUCAAGUCUCGCUUUUAGGACCAUUUAGGACAUUUUCGAAACAUAAAAGCUGUUAGAACGCUUUCAAUGCUUCAUUUUUAGAACGUUUUAAAGUUUUUCGAUUUCCACAUCGUAUUGCUACAUAGCUGGAACAGUUAAGACCAUAUACGAAUGACUUGGGACAUAAAAACACGCGGAAACGAUUGAAUCUCUGCUAAUAAAAAAUAGUUUUCUUCAUAAUCAAGACUCAUAUUUGUAUUUUCUGAAGUCAACCUUGGAUCGGCUAUAUUUAAGAAGACUCUUUGUCGAUUGGCCGAAAAUUGUGGGAAAGAAGAGAAAAAGGCUUUUUUGAAAGUAUUUUUCAAGCUUGUGUGGGAAAAGAGUAUAGUCAAAAGAGCAUGAUCAAUAAUAACGAAAAAAGGACAAGAAGGCAUACAAAACGGGGAGAGGGGUAUCUGUAUCUGACGGCGUCUCGCCUCGACGAAUCCGCGAAUCCCUGUUGGCCACACGCUAUUUUGGUGCCGCCACAAAAGUCGUCUCAGAAACCGGAUUCUUCGCGACUUUCUCCGCAAGUCCAUUGAAUUCCGUCGCGCGUUUCGCUUUAUCUCGAAACUUUACCUUUCGUUUGACUUCUCGGAACGUUUGUUUUGACCUUUUUCCUGACGAUUUUUCAAUUCAGUUUUACUUUUCUAUAAAGAUUUUUGAAAUGGAAGUGAGCGAAUUAGUAACUGCUUAGGACAAUCCAGCCAAAGCCAAAUUAUCAAUAGAUCAAAAGUCACAAAAAUGAGAUACAGUAAAUGGUUUUCGAAUGGAUCGAAAUUAGGAUACAAAAGAUAGAUUCUUCGAGUUGAAAGGAAAAUAAAUUUUUUAGGUCACUGACAAAAGUAGAGUUAAAAAACAAGAAACUUUAGAGAAAUACGGUGAAUCUAAGUGUUUCAAAGCAAUUUUCGGGAUUUUGAUUGGUUUCUUCGAAAAAAGCCUUUUCAUUGAACCAAUUAUUUUUCCUUCUCAUUCGUUAAUAUUCCAGGGAACAUGAAAGUAAAAGCCGGGAAAACGGCAAAAAGCCCAAAGUUGAAAUCGAGGGAAAAGAAGAAGCCGGUAAUAAAAGGUAAUAAAAACAUUUUCGGUACUUCAUCUUCAAAACUUCAGAGGUGGACGUAGAGGAAGCGAAAGAGGAAGACUCCCUCGGAGGGUCCGAAGAAUCAGAUUUCGAAGAUGAAGAUACUCUGGAAACCUUCUCGAAACACAAAUUGGAUCUUGAAAAGUUGUUUCGAACAUAACGAAUGACUCGAAUUUUCACCUUCAGAUUAAAAGAAACAGAUCCGGAGUUUUUCAAAUUCCUUCAAGAGGAAGAUGCCGAUCUUCUGAAUGUCGAAGGCGACGAGGAGAAUGAAGAGGAAGAAGAAGAAGACGUCGACGACGACGAAGAAGAGUCGGAUGUUGAGGAACUAGAUGGCGAGAAAGACGUCAAGCCUGGUUUGUGAAUCUUUUGUGAGGUUUCGAAGAUCAAGUUGCAGAGCGGAAGCCGAAGGCCAAGCAGGACAGCGCUUCCGGAAGGUUGAUCGUCGACGGCAACAUCAUCGAGUAUCUGCAGAAUAAACUCGAUUUCGAUACAGAGGUGGGGGUUCAGAGUUCAAAGGGAGUCAUACUCGUUGGCCAUAUCUUUGGGGCUUCUUUCGCAACGUUUCUUGAAUAUUUUCUAUAGAUCUGAAAAAAUGACAUCAAACAAUCAAAACCAGGUUCGAGAUAUUUGGAGUACAGAGCUUUCAGUGAAGUGAUUAAUGUGAGAAAAAAACUUUCACCAAGAAAAUAUUCCAUACCCAUAUUUUCAUCAGAUUUGGAAAUCUUCCAUGACGGAUGACGUCAUGAAGGGAAAUGGUCUGAAAAUUGCAAAGCAAGAAAAAAAAGUUUCAAGAUGACAUGUAUUUCGUAUUUCCAUCGCAAAUCUUACAGCGAGUAAGAUAUGAUCGUACGACAUCUUGUUGAGAUAUUCUUCGCAUAGUCACUUCUUUGUGAAUUGUGCCAAUACAGAAAGAAGACGUUUCUCUUGACGCGUCGGCAGUUCGAAUGGCGGUCGACGUCUUCAUUGCCUGUGUCGCGCGUGUUGGGGCUGAUCUCGAGGCGCCGAAAUAUAUUAUACAGGAACAAGUAUUUGUUGAUUUUCAAAUGUGAAACUCCAAUCACCCGAUUCAGAGCGUUUUUGAUGAAUCUGUCCGUCUCUGCUUCCUAGCUUUACCGACUGCCUUCCAAAAGUUGCUCUCCACAAGCAAGGUUUAUUUUUAAUCACGUGAGAUGGUUGAAUCUCCAAAGCUGAACGAGGAGUUCUGAAAUGAGCUUUGAUGGAUUCUUUCCACAUAUGUUCUAUUUUAAAUUUUUUUCACUCAAAUCAAUGAAUACCUAAAACAUAGUGCAAAGAAACAUGCUAGAUUUUUCUAUAUUUGUGACUUUUUUAGUUACAAUCUUCCCCAAUCUGCUCAUUAACUUCAAAAAUCUGAGUCGAUAAAUUUUAAUUCUGUUAAAUUUAUUGCAAACGUUUUUAGUAAGUUUUUUUGAAUGUCCAGGAGAAAAUGAUAAUUUUUUUUAAAUUUCUGUGGCUUCCUUUUCUUCGUUUUCCAUAACUUAUAGUUCAAAAAAAAAACAUCAAUUGAAUGAAUAUUUAAUAUAAUCGAAAUAAAAUCUCUCAACUAAGGGCGAAGAUGAAAGUACAAAAGUAUCGCGGCCGAAACUGAAAAAGCAUCAAAACAUGCUCCGCACCUACCUGCAAGCCGUCCUCAUUGUGAGAAUCUAGCUUGGAAGUGAGGAAAAGAUCAAUAUUUUCAGUUUUUGAACGAAAUCCAAACGCCAGCAGUUAUCGCGUCGACUUUGAAGUCCAUCAUGCGGCUCGUAGAUUUCUAUGCUCAUUUCGCCAAGCUCACAAGGCAGCUCAUUAAAGUUUGUAUUCUUUUCAAAAGAAGAAAAAUACCUUCUAAACGCCAAAACCACAGUUUCACCUGAGUAUAAAUCCUAUUAAGAGUUUGACGCGUGUUUGGAGCCGGAAAACGAUUGAAUGCCGCGUGGUGGCGUUCGUGUGCAUGUCUCGACUCGUCAAGGAUUAUCCCCAGCAUUUUUCUGCUCUUUAUAAGGUUGUUGUUGCAACUCAAGAGGAAAAUGAAAACUCUGCCAAGCGAUGGAAAAUGUAUCGAACAAAUAAGGAGUAGUUGAAAUUUUUCUGUGUGGAGGAUAUGGUUUCCGGUCGCAGUGGGACUUCUGAAUUAUACAAAGAUUCCUAGAUGUAGUUUUUUCACGCUGAUUCCAAAUCUGACCGCGUAAACUGCCGGGGAGAUCUGUGAAAAAAGUUAUGAACCUUCAAAAGUCGAGAAUUUCAGUGUCUCCGAUUGAGCUCAUGUUCAGAGGGUAUGUAGUUCUCGUCCUUCACGAAUUAUUCCGAAUUUUAUUCAACUUUUUAGGGUUCAUAACUUUUUUCGCAGAUCUCGUCGGCAGUUUUUGAGAACAGAUUUGGAGUCAGCGUGAAAAACUACAUCUAGAAAGCUUUGUAAAACUCGAAAGUCCCACUCCGUCCGGAGACCAUUCCCUGCUCAGUUACUUAUUGACAACGCUUGUUCCAGAACGCCUACGUCGCUUUUGUGAGCAACUCGAAGGUGGUGACGAACGAGACGUGGCCACUUCUGCAAUUCAUGCACCGCACCUACGCCGAGCUGACGCUGCAGAAUCCUGGACAGGCAUACCGAUUCGCCUUCGUCUACAUCCGUCAAACGGCCGUUCAUCUGCGAAACGCCAUGAUCGGCAAGGGCAGAAAGGUGCGCAGAGAAUGCCAACCUUUCGAAGAUCAAUUAAUUUUUUAUUCAAAAGGGAAAUUUUGAGUUUUGUAGGACCUGGUCUAUUCGGUGUACAAUUGGCAGAUGAUUCAGUGCAUAUAUUUGUGGGUCCGAGUUGUAGCCAAAGCACACUCGGUAACAGGAGCCGAGUCCAUUGCAGAACUCGUCUACCCCCUCGUUCAGGUCAUCAUCGGCAUGUUCAGGUGCAUAUAAAAUACAUUCAAUGAAUUCGUAGGAAGACCCGGGAACAUCUGGCUUCUAAAGAAAAUUUCACAGAUUUCUGAAAACGAGUCAUUUAAAACAUACAUGGAUGAGCAUGACUGGCGGCAGCCAAGUCCCCCUCCAUGCUUGAAGAAAAAAGAAUUUUUUAUCGAACUAGUCUAGUUCGAUGGUGCUGAAUCCGAAAAUGAAAAGCGUUUUUUUCCCAAUCUCUCUUAACUUAUAGAAAAAAAAUCGUUUCUGCCAGUCAACUAAACUUUACAAAAUGAAUUUUUUUCAUUUUUCAAAGGCUUUUGUCAAUCCAUUCCCCCUUACCCUUUUUUUGCCAAGUCCCUCCCCUUUUUUUCAGUUCCCGCCGAGACUGUCCCAUGUAUGGUUUAAAAUCAGGCUGGUUUUCUGAAAAAUCUCACCUUGUUUUCUCUUUAUGUUUCCAUAUCUACUAUUCUUUUUGGAAGAAAAAAAGCGCAGAUUGUCAAAUGCACCCACCUUUCUGCCGCUCCGGUUUCACUGCUGUCAACUACUGAUCCAGCUGCAAGCCAGUUGCGCGACAUUCAUUCCUGUACUGCGGUAUGCCACGGAGGUAGGUUCUAACCGUUAGCUUUGUUUGAGAAUUAUGAUAGGUAUUUUGUUUUCUUAAAAUAUGAGUUUUCGAAAACCGAUAACUCUUGAAUACAAAAAAUGUUUUCAUCAAAUCACUGUAACGAGAUUGUUGUUUUCAGGCGCUUGAAGAACUCGGCCGAGAACUGAAAAGAAAGCCUUCGGUGGGGAAAACCGUCACGAAGAUUCCGGACAUCGAAUGCACGCUUCGGGUGGGAUAUAAUGAAAUCGAGACAAACUUUACUGGAAAAGGCCCUCUACUUUUCUUUCUUGAUCUUUCGCCUGUAUCGACUUUCUUGAAAAACUGUUGACAUCUAUUCUUCGCAGCUUUUUGUUACCUAACUUCCUUGUUAAGGUGCCAUAGAAAUGAGGAUAUUCAGAUAUCGUCUCAAUAUUCCGACACUCCGCAAUGGCGGAAAGCGGCCUGCGAGUACAUUUUCCGGACAAUGAUGCAAGGCGCUCAUCUGCUCGCCAGCCAGGCCGGUUUUCCUGACGUCAUCGUUCCGGUCAACCACGCGGUUUGUCCCUCGAAUCUCCUUGUCGACGAAAAAUAUCAGUUCCGAAUCGCGUAAAGAACCGAGGUAGAGCAAGUUUCUUCUUUAGUGCAGUUCUUUUUUGAUUAUAAAGCUUUCGAAAUGCGCUCAGACUACCCAAAAUCAAAAUCUGCAAAAAAGCGUGACAAAAAAGUUUCGAAUUUUUAUUCCUCAGAUCUCAUCGCUGCUCAGCGAGCUCAAAAACGCAGACUACGCGCAGUUGUUCCGCGGAUUGCAGUCGAAGCUACGAGAGCACUCCAAGUACAUCCAGGACAUCCUCAAAAAGAAAGAAAUUCGUCUAAAUGAUGAGGUCCAAGUGGUUUGUGCAAUAGCGCUGUGUUGAGAAUAUCCUUCUUAUCUCACAGCUCGCCAUCCGCUUCCAUCUCAAUAGCCCGGAUUCGCCGCUUCGGGCCUACUACCGUCAAUGGGAACAUGUGUGGAAGAUGAAGCACCAAGCUCUCACUCAAGUAAACUUUCAUGAUAGAAUUUUCAGUUUACAGAAAAAAAUGAAUAAUUUUAAGAGCAGCCAAGCUGAGAGCAAAGUUGACGAAAAGAAAAACGCCAAGAAGCGCAAGGCCGUUGAAAACGCAAACAAGAAAGAAAUGGAAAAAGAGGUUCAGUAUCAGUUAGAUUUAUGCAAUCGUUCGAUUGUAGGAAGAAGUAAUUGGCGCUCCAAAAAAAAGAAAGAAAGCGACGCCGGCAGCCAAAAAAGCAGACGCCUCGAUUGCCGACACAUUCGCCGACCUCAGCGCUUGGAGCGACGAAGAAUCAUGA